AUGAAUUCGUUUUGUGUGUUGAGUGUUUCAAUUGCUGAGUUUGACAAGCUCUGUGGAAAUAGUUUGACACAUACCUAUCCGAGAGAUGUUCAUUUAGAGAAAUAUUAUCCUACACUAAAUAUUGCAGACAAAUGCAUUCCAGACGGUGGACACAUCUAUUCCGAAGAUCAAACUGGUAUAAUACUCCCAAUUUCUGAAGAUAAAUCAGAAUUGAUACAAGCACUUCAGAAAUAUGUACCGUCAUUCAAAACAUCAACAACACCAUUAUCUCCCAAGACACCAAGUUUAACUGUUGGAAAUGAUAAUAUUCCAGUUAUUCAACAACCAGCGGGACAAUAUUUAUAUGGCAGCGUGCUUUUUAGAAACAAGCUUGAUGAUCGAGUGAAAAGAGGAGCUAUCCAAAAGAGUAUUUUAGUUGUGACCACAAAACCUUUAUUCACAUUAUUCACACCUCUGAUGCGGGAUGCAAUUGAAAGAAUAAUUAAUGCGGAGGAAGAAUAUAUACAGACUUCAGAUCCAACUGAACUCGAAAAGAAAGUCGAAAAGACAUAUGUAAUUUUGAAAGAAUUAUACGAAAGUUUAAAGGUUUCAAUUGACGUGGCUUCUUCCACUUUUACGAAGAAAUUAACUAUAACAUUUAACGACAAACAAUACGCGUUAAAGGUGCCAAAAUCCAAAGAAGAUACUUAUAACGGUGCUUCAUUGAUCGAUUUUAUCACAAUAUUCGAAAAACAUAUUUGUUACAUAUGGGAAGCAUUAUUGCUUUCACGAAGAAUUUUAUUUGUUGGAUCUCCUGCAAAAACUGUAACCAUGUGCUGUCUAUCAUGCCCUCUGCUCAUUCAACCUAUGAAAGGAAUUACAAAUAGAAUUUCUCCCUAUGUGACAAUAGGCGACCCAAAACUCAGCGAAAUAGUUUAUGUAUGUGGAAUGACAAAUCCUAUAUUGGAAAAUUCAAAAACUAGUUGGGAUUAUUAUGCAAGUAUUGCAGCAGGCAAAGUGCUAUACAAGAAACAGAAAAUGUCGUUGGUCGCCAAGUCAGAAUUUACAACAUUUAUUAAGCAAGUUUUAUCUGGAAUCAAAAAAGGGAAGAGUGAAAGCUGGGUGAGAGAACAAUUCAAUCAAUUCAACCUGAAUUUCCUCAAGACUGUGCCAACAUCGAAAAAAAAGAUAAUUUCUCAAGUAUUUAUUUACAGUAAUCUGUAUCGAAGAUUUUGUAGCUCCUCAAUGCCUGUUUCCCCUAUUACGCCUACAUCUCCAGGAGUUGACAUGUAUGGAAAUAGCAUGUAUAAUAACGUUAGGACUUUUGCAAAGGUUGGGUUGAACUUGGAUGGGUCUGAAUCGCCGUUGAAGGUCCUGUCACCCAAGCUAGUUAAAGAUAAGCACUCAAGAAGUAGUAGUGGAGAAUUAACAAAAAAAUCUCCUCGAAAAUCUGCCCUCAAAACAAUUUAUCGAAAGCUUAAUCCAUUUAUUUCGACAAAAGACGAAUCUUCUACUUUUUCACACAAAGAGUUAAUACCCUUGGUAAUAUCUGAUGUAGAAUUAGAGUUCCUUUGGCCCUAUAUAAUGCCCAACAGCGAAUCAAUGCUUGAUUGGUCAAUCACAGGACAUGUGACAUUGUACAAUAUGACGCUAUGCAUCAAGGAUGGCUUAAAUACGUUUUAUUCCAGGCAUAACGGACCUCUCAGUCACAGAUAUGAGAAAGUAUUGGCCAACAUUCAUUACGUGUUGGGACAGCUCUUUAAAGAAUCUGAUGGCACAAAUAUUAUAUAUUCUCAAGAACUGCUUGAAAGUUUGGAUAGAAAAACUCUUCAAGAGAGAGAAAAAUCUUUGUUAGAUACGACAACUAAGAAUAAGAGAGAUUGCUCUUUCGUUCAUGUGAAAUUUGAGAGGCCUAUUGAGGCCGAAUUUCUGGUGAUUAACUCUGAGGUGAAACAAACAUCUCAGCGGUCUCUCUUUGUUCACAAGAUAGUACGACUGCAUCUCCAAGACAACAACAAGUACAUAUUUUCAGACAAUCCGGAAUAUGUUGUGUAUGUGGUUAAUAGAAUGAGCGACGAGCAAACCGAGUUAACCCAAGUCCAUGUCAUCAAAGCAACGAACCUAAGCGAAAAGAGAGAUAAAUACAUGUACUACAAUCCAGCUAUUGAGACAAGAAAGUUGCUGAUGGACCGGCUAAAUGAAGACGUGACGGAUUACACAAACUUUAACACCAGUGACUCUGAAAGUGAUGACAAUGACAGUGAAGAUGAAGAUAUGUCCUUAUAA
Messenger RNA from Naegleria fowleri, 2265 nucleotides. RefSeq lists its product as uncharacterized. Lineage: Eukaryota; Heterolobosea; Eutetramitea; Acrasida; Naegleriidae. The record is from RefSeq and is a predicted model, not a curated record. Gene Ontology annotation, biological process: actin cortical patch localization. The coding region runs from base 1 to 2265 and encodes 754 amino acids. The transcript is spliced from 4 exons. Gene Ontology annotation, cellular component: plasma membrane.